Messenger RNA from Porites lobata, 556 nucleotides. NCBI's taxonomy places the organism in Eukaryota, Metazoa, Cnidaria, Anthozoa, Scleractinia, Poritidae. The record is from the annotation of a GenBank genome assembly.
AUGGAGGCUACUAUAUCCCCGGGCAGACACCUCAAGGGAGCCUGUUCAGUAACCAGACAGAGUGGUCAUCCUAAUUUUGACUGCAUACACUUACAAAGUGUACAGUACCCACACCCUUUUGAAAAACCCAUAGAUCUUUGCGGCGAAUCUUUAGAAGAAAGAGUAGGUGGUUGUUUUAAUUGGUUCUCCAUAAAGCAAAAAGAUGUUUGUGUGGCAAAGGGGCAACAAGCUAGUGAACUCGGUAGUCCACUUAUAUUUCGGUUUCCAUGUGACAAGUAUGGUGCACAUUCUCGACCUUUAUAUUUUUCUAUUUUUUAAGGCGCAGUUCAUUUCUGGACAUGUUUUUUGCCGGGUAGAAGUUUCAUACGACAGAAAAACAGCCAAGUGGUCGUGCUGUUGCUGUCAGAUGAAAAUAUCCUGUAUACACAAAGCAGCGUUCAAAUGAUACCUCUACCAAGAAGAGCGGCAUCUACUUGAGGAUCCAACGACUGAAACUCAACAAGACUACAAAACAGGCGAAAGAAACAGACAAGGACACAGAAAGCAUAGGUGUUGA